GCGACAUUCAUACCUUACUAUCACAUCUUGCUAUUGGGCUUUCACUGAGACACCCUUACGCAGCCUAGUUCAUUUGCAGGACUGUCGGAGUGCGCGACGAAUCCAGAAUCAAGUUUGGCCAUCACACGCAGGGCCUAAUUCAGUACCAUGCGUUGUGGUGAUGAUUUGCAUGGAAGACUGAAGUAGUCUUUCAUACUAUCCAUCUUAGUGAGGAUUCAGACAUAUCGGGAAACCUUUCCAUGUCUAAGUGUAAGUGAGAGGGUAUCCAAGAGCAGUUUAGCGGAUUUGUCUAUUUCGCUUCUUACCAAGGGCCUUCGAAUUCGAGUAUGAUUAAAACUGUCUAUUAGUAAGUGGCUUUACUUUUCUAUGUGUGAAUAAUGGACGGUAUUAUUCCGAUUCUUGCGACUUUAUUCGGGUGGUAGAGUGGGACUAUUUGAAGGCGACACAGAAUAGUUUUUUUAAUGAACUGUAGGCACUUUGCAUGUGUACAUAUAUAUACAUUUGGUCUAUAGCUCUUAGGAAAACCCAUGAAGUAAAUAGCAAAAGAACAAAGAAUUUGUUAUAGUUGGUACAUAAACAAGAGGAACUCCAUGCUGAGAUCGUCAGCAGUCGUGCUAAACGCCACCAUUAGGAAUAUGUACCGCCCUGGGUGCCAAGUUGGGUCGCUAAGGACCUCUUUGAUGUCGAUGUGGUGGUGAAAACUCAUGCCUAUUACAUGUUCUGCAAUAAAUCAAAAUAUUUUUGUGUUUCUUUUGUUCUUUUUAUCGUUUUUAUUUUUCCCAGAGGUCUAUGUCUGUGUGUGUCGGAAGGGGAAGCUGCACAAACAUUACUCAAGUAUUCCUAGAGAGACUAUAUGGUGGGUACAAUUCACCUUUGAGGGAUGCGUUCUUGAUUGUGCAUGCAUGCAAUACUAUGGGGAAAACUGUGGACAUAAUUGCACAAUACUCUUUUGUAGUAUGAAAGAGAAGACAACAAUAACCUUCGCUAUUUGUGCAAGAAGCGUUUAAUAAAAACAUGACAGCUAAGCAGUUGUGAUUCUAGUGAUAAUAAAAGUGUUAAAAAUGAAAAUUUACCAUUUCAUAGGUUUGCUAUAUUCUUUAUGAUUUGUCUAUUUAUGAUUAAGUUUCGUAUCGAUGGUAUUUUCCAUCCCUAACGCUGCUUUUUUCUUCUAGUAUUGUGAUUAAACCGUAACACGUGAGGUAAUUAUUAUUUUUCAUUUCUUCUAUUUUUUUUAAUUGAUUGAAUUUUGUAUCCGCAUCAAUAGAUCGAGAUCGAGAGUUCUUUAUUCCGCAUACAUUACGCGUUUUAUCUGCUUAUUUUCCCUCCGAUUUUACACCUUUUUGUCCCUCAUUUCGCUUUCAGUUUCUAUUGUAUUGAUUAUAUCGAAAGUUCUCUAAAAAUAAAAUAGUUUACAUAUAUAUUUAUAUAUCAAUAAGGAAAAGAAAAGUAGAGUGCAUCCCAUGCUUCGUCUUGCUAUCAAAGCACCCCUCCUUGCUUUCUUCGCCACUAGUACCUCGUUCGGGAUUCGCUCCCAGUCGUACGGCGAGGUGCUGUCGUCUGACAACCCAGGUGAAGGCAACCCGAGGUCGGCGUGGAGACAGUCCUGGCAGGGUCGCCGAGGGGCGCGAAUUCCCACCUGGCUACUCCCGCGCUUUGAGAUCCACGACGUGCGUGAUGACCCCUCCAAAGGCCGGAUGACGCGCAUCGCCGUGGAUAAGAAACAGCUGCUGUUCCUCCAAUACCCCCAACUGGGGCCGCGCAAGAUGGAUCCGAAUGACGACACCCCGCAGUUCGACUUCGAUCGGCGGAUUUCCGUGCGUCUGCGGCAUAUGGACCUCGCCGGGCUCGUCUCCGUGGUCGAGGGCCGUGUUGAGAGCCAUGCGAUGAAGAACAACGCCUACGACCUGGUCUUUGAAAAGACCUCGGAAGGGGGUUAUGUGCUUUCCGGCACCAUCCAACGCGCGACAUCGGACAAGCCGGAGCCCUGGUCCGUCCACUUCGACAGCCAUUUUGGGGUGACCAUCGAGCACUUCCUGCAGAACGCCCUCACUGAGAGUUUCGGUUUUAUGCGAUUUCAGGAGCGCGCGCUCAGUCGUAAUGAUGAGGGCCGAUCCACGGGCGGUCGCCGCUGGAAUUACGGCCCCAACCGGAGGCGCGGCAACGGCGACGAUGAUAAUCGUUCCAGUCUUCAGCGGCAACAGACGAUAGAGUAAGGUAUUUUUUUCCUCUUCUGCAAUCAAGGAGGGGCCCAAGGUGUAGGGUAUAGAAUAUUCCAAGGAGAGGAGAUUCAGAACGAGGUGUGUGUAUGUGAUUCAGCCUUUCUUUGGUUAAUGUGGUAGAAUUAAAGGAUAGGGGCGUUGGAGUACUCCUUUUGGUUAUUAGGAGAGAGAACGAGCGAGUGUAACUAGCCUUAUACAUGGCAACCAAUAGGUCUGUAGAAGUGAUGGAACAAUGGGUGGUAUCUGCCUCUGUUUAUCGUAUUUAUUUUUUAGUGUAUCAGAUUACUUCUCCAUCUUCUAUCACACAUUGAUUAAAUACAUAUUUCCAGUACCGACAGACUUCUGCUUGUUCGAUUUGCAUCGUGCUGUAUCCGAUUAAUAUGCUCAGUUUCCAAUCUUUUGUAUAGUUUAUUUUCGUAAAUUCUGGUAGCAGAAAAACCACUAAUUUAUUUCUCCUUUUCCCUUACAUUUUCUAAGUCCUCAUCAAUACCAACAGUAGUGACAGUAUUACAAUGAAUGAAACGUCAAUCAGAGAGUGGCACGUACAUUCAAGUGACACAAAAGGUUUGAAGAAAUGGAGAAUAGAAGAAAACAAAAAUUACUUCCAUCUCGGGGUGUGGGCGCUCGGUACUGGUAAAAUUGCGUUAUGCAUUUACCUUUUCGAAUGUAAUUUCCCUGUUACUCCGAAACCUAUUGUCAUGCGCUGCUGCUGAGAGUUCUCUUCUCCAAUUGCACCAGAGAAAAGAGAAUUUCCCGCGUAUUCCCGUUUUGCUGAGUGUCUGACUGAUGACCUUGAAGAUCUUCCUUUUAUUUCCUCAUUGGGUUUGAAAGAAAUGGUGGAGAUACGGAAAAAUAACUCUCACAGACAGCGGAAUUCAUUGACUGUUCUGUGUGGGCAUGCGUGGUAGUGAAUGUUUCCAGAGAAACUCCUUUAUGGAUUCCCUUCGGCGUUAUUGCCUUUUUUUCUCAUUGAACAGUGUGUGAAGGGGGCUCAAUUGCAUUGAUGGGAUUUUUAUGACCAUUGCCUCCACGACUUCCCCAAAUCGUUUAGUUUUGUCGUUGAUGCGACUCUACUUUGAGGGGUGUCGAGCAAAUUUGUUUGUUUGAGGGAGGCGUACACAAUUUAUGGCUUCUCAAUGCAAAUAUUCAAAGCGGUGGAAUGAGUCAAAGCAAAA
Molecule: messenger RNA, 3394 nt
Organism: Phytomonas sp. EM1
Lineage: Eukaryota; Euglenozoa; Kinetoplastea; Trypanosomatida; Trypanosomatidae
Source: the annotation of a GenBank genome assembly